Messenger RNA from Chaetomium globosum CBS 148.51, 615 nucleotides. RefSeq lists its product as uncharacterized. The transcript has a single exon. The record is from RefSeq and is a predicted model, not a curated record. Lineage: Eukaryota; Fungi; Ascomycota; Sordariomycetes; Sordariales; Chaetomiaceae. The coding region runs from base 1 to 615 and encodes 204 amino acids.
AUGUCAACAAACACCAACACCGACACCACCCCCUUACCCAGCACCCACCCUUCCCUAACCCCCUACACCACCACCACCCCAGCCCAAUACCUCUCCACCAACCCGCACCUCACCAACGUCGUCGUAGCCGCCCUCAUCCUACACAAGCAGCACAACAACAACACCACCACCAAUCGCGUCCUCCUCAUCCAGCGGUCCCCCCGCGACGGCUUCGGCUUCAAGUGGGAAUGCCCCGGCGGCCGCGUCGACACCACCGACGCGUCCAUCUUACAUGCCCUCUGUCGCGAGGUGCGGGAGGAGACGGGGCUGGUGGUAAGUCGAGUGGAGCGGGUGGUGGAGAUGGGUGAGUUUGAUGGGGGUGGGCGGGAGAGGUGGAGGAAGGUGACGUUUUUGGUGGGGGUGGAGGGUUUGAAGUUGGAGGGAAGCCAGGAUGGGUUUCCGGUGGCGAGGUUGAGUGAGGAGGAGCACGUGGGUGCGUUUUGGGCUGCUGAGGAGGAGGUGCUGGCUGGGAGGGUGGGGGAGAGGGAGAUUCAGUUUGCGUAUGAUGCGCAGCGGGAGACUAUUUUGGAGGUGUUUCGGCAGGGGAGGGUGGGAGAUGGGAUGAGUGUGGAAUAA